AUGAAUAAACUACCAGCAAGUGAUAUAUUGGAAUUUAAUCCAAACCAAAUAAAUGAAGUUCGUCAAUUAUUUAAUUACGGUGAUGUUACAAAAUUAGAGCAAGAUUUGGAUAAUUUUGAGAAUUGGAUUGAAAAGCAGAAUCAUUUUCUUGUACGACGCUUUGAUAGAAACUAUCUUGAACGUCUCCUGAUGGCAAGCAAGGGUUCCGUCGAGAUCGCUAAAAAGCGCCUCGACAAAUUGUGCUCAUUCCGACGAGCAUUGCCAGAGUACUUAACAAACUUUGAUGUGAGACAUGAAUUCGCUGCGACGAUGAAGUGGAGCUAUUCAUGCAUCAUGCCGAAGCCAACACCAGACAAUUACAGAGUUUUGGUUACACAAGUGCACGAUCCAGAUGCACUUGACAUUAUUGAUUUUACACAAUACUACAGGUUUAAUAUAUCGCUAAUGGAUUACAUGUUCAACCACGACUACAACGCUGGCUAUGAAGUGAUAUUCGAUACGAGAAACUUUACGCUCGGAGUUGUAUCUAAAUUGAACCCACUUGCAAUGAAAAAAGCUGCUACAAUUUUCUUGGAAGCAAUUGGAUUAAGACUCAAAUGCUUGCAUGUGAUAAGUGGCUCAAAACUAUUUGAUGUUGUUUUAACCAUCAUUAAACAAGCACUUACAGAAAAGUUGGUGAACCGCAUUAUCGUUCAUGAUAAUAUAGAAUCAAUACAUAAAUACAUUUCACCAGACCUCUUGCCAGCAGAUUAUGGAGGAAAGGGCAGAAGUAUUAAGGAUUUAUGUGAGUCGACUCUCAAAGAAAUGUGCUCAGAGGAACAUAUUGAACGACUCAAGGCAUCAGAGAGAGCAAUGACGAGCGAAUCUCACAGAAUCACGCUCAAGUUCGAUGAAGAGUAUCUGGGAAUGCCAGGGUCCUUCAAAACAUUAAAUGUUGAUUAA
Molecule: messenger RNA, 942 nt
Organism: Zerene cesonia (dogface butterfly)
Lineage: Eukaryota; Metazoa; Arthropoda; Insecta; Lepidoptera; Pieridae
Product: alpha-tocopherol transfer protein-like
Exons: 6
Coding region: 1-942 (313 amino acids)
Cellular component (GO): membrane
Molecular function (GO): phosphatidylinositol bisphosphate binding
Source: RefSeq, a predicted model, not a curated record